Siniperca chuatsi (mandarin fish) is the source of this 2856-nucleotide messenger RNA. It is a transcript of the gene serpinh2, whose product is annotated as serine (or cysteine) peptidase inhibitor, clade H, member 2. The transcript has 5 exons. The coding region runs from base 193 to 1461 and encodes 422 amino acids. NCBI's taxonomy places the organism in Eukaryota, Metazoa, Chordata, Actinopteri, Centrarchiformes, Sinipercidae. Gene Ontology annotation, molecular function: serine-type endopeptidase inhibitor activity. Gene Ontology annotation, cellular component: endoplasmic reticulum. The record is from RefSeq and is a predicted model, not a curated record. Gene Ontology annotation, biological process: negative regulation of endopeptidase activity; collagen fibril organization.
AUUGGGACGCCUGGAAGUUUCGAGAAAAGCAGGAGAGCUGUCCCGGGGUGAAGUUGAGGGGAGACGGGAAACUUCCUCUGAGAGCUGCCACGUCUGUGCCCACUCCCAGCCCCACUUCCUCUGGAGCACUAGCCUAGCUUAAAGGACAGCAGCGGAGGAGAGGGAUAAACUUGAAUUAAUUAACGAUCUGCCAUGCUGCCCAGGCUUCCUGUCUAUAUCCUAAUUUCUUUGCCAGUUCUCCUGGUGCAGGGCAGCACUGCUGGUUCAUCCAAGAAGAGCCCCGUUGCACCAGCCAGCAAUCCACCCCGCCCGCCUCCUCCUGUGGGUGACCCCAGCUGGGCUCUGGGUCUGCGCCUGUACCAGGCCCUCCGCUCUGACUCGAGCUCAGUAAACACCAUCUUCUCCCCUCUGCUUGUGGCCUCCUCACUUGGAGCGCUGGGUGGAGGUUCAGUGGGCACCACUGCCAGCCAACUCCAAGACCUCCUCAGGACCCCAUCUCCCGCCAAGGCUGGAACCCGUGCUGGUGAGCUUCUGUCCGGGGCAUUGAAGAGCUUCACGGAAGCAAAUGGGACCAGCUUUCACCUGCACACAUCCUCAGCUCUGUUUUCCAAGCAAGCUCCUCCAGUCAGCCAGGCGUUUGUGAAGGAGAGCCAGGCCGGGUUCAGGCUGCAGCAUCAGCCACUGGGGAAUGGAGACUCCAAGGCAGACCUGAAGCAGCUCCAUGGUUGGGCUAAAGCUGGGCUUGGUGGGCUGGAGGGAGCUCCUUUAGCGGCUGAAAUCCAGGCUAAGGCUGGAGCCCUGAUACUGGCCAAUGCCAUGCGCUUUAAAGGGCUGUGGGAGAGAGAGUUCAGCGAGGAGAGCACAGAUCAUCGUACCUUCUUGGGGAAGAAAUACACCAAAGUGAUGAUGAUGCACAGAGCAGGUUUGUAUCGUCACCAUGAAGACAUGGAAAACAUGGUGCAGGUUCUUGAGGCGCCUCUGUGGGGAGGCAAGGCCAGCGUGGUGCUCCUGCUGCCCUUCCACGUCGAGAGUCUGGCGAGGUUGGACAAACUUCUGACCCUUGAGCUGCUGUCCAAGUGGUUGGAGAAGACCAAUAUCACCAGUCUGACCAUCUCGUUGCCCAAGGCAAACAUCACCAGCACACUCAGUCUGCAGAAACAGUUGUCUGCUCUGGGCUUGACCGACGCCUGGGACCAGAAGGCGGCCGAUUUCUCCGGGGUGUCAGACAAGAGCAAGGGGAAACUCCACCUGGGUGCAGUCCUCCACUGGGCUUCCCUGGAGCUGGCUGCUCAAGCUGGGAAAGGAGACGCAGAUCUAGAGGAGGAGAACAUAGAAAAGCCCAAGCUGUUCUACGCUGAUCACCCCUUCAUCAUCUUUGUUAGAGACAACGCUACUGGAGCUCUGCUGCUGAUGGGAGCUCUGGACCAUGCAGAAGGAGAGGCCCUCCAUGAUGAACUGUAGCACCCUCCAACAGCUAUCCUUUUUUCCUGUCUUUUUUGUCUCUGUCUCUUACACACUCCCCCUCAAAGACUGCACACUGGUUUCUAAGUUGAGACAUUGUCAUUCACUGUGGCACACUAUCACAUCAGACUACGGCUGGCUGUCAUACAUUGACACUGCACAGUCUCGCGCUGACUGGCACUGACAUUGCCAUACCCAACACUUACACAGUCACACACACAUGCCGACACCUACAUAGCAUACAUAAAUGAAAAUACUGUACAAGACAUUACUAAAGUUGACGGAUACAGCAAAAACACUAACUUGAAGAGACUCCAAGCAUUUUCUCUCUCCCACGCAUGUGCACCCACACACAUUUAAGGCCUCAAUGAUCAAGUCAACACAAAAUAAAAUGACAAACAAGAGUGCACUGACAAACACUAACAUGCUGACAAGCAGAAGUGGUUACACUGACACAACACUUAGAGCAGCAUCAACAAAGAACUUUAAAGAAGAGAGGCUUGCAGUGACACUUGAAUCCUCCCUGUCAGGCAAGCACCAGGUCAGGUGAAUGUGUGUGUGUGUGUGUGUGUGUGUGUGUGUGUGUGUGUGUGUGUGUGUGUGUGUGUGUGAGUGGUGACCGACAGAUCAAGGGUGCCCAUGCAGCCGCUCUCGGAGCUGGCAGGGACCUAUGGCGGUGUCCCCUGGGCUACAUCUGAGGAAGACUGAUGGAUCGGCCAAGUGCGUAUUGAUGAGCCAGCUUAAUGCUAAUGGCCGUAAUGAGUCACAACGCUUGUCAACAACACAGAGAGGACGGGGAACCUUUUAAUCUCUUAAUACCACCAGGGAUCAAUGACACCGUUAUGCCGCUGGAAACAAACAUGACUGACAUCGCUUGACUUAAAUCUUAAAACUAUUUAAUAUUUAGGGUGAUUACAGCUAUUGAAAGAGGUAUUGAUUUUCAUUUGUAGAAUUAUUUUUUUAAAGCACCUGAGAGGAUGGUUGAGAUGUGAAUGAACUGCAGUAGCUACUGCUAAAGUGUAUGUUUGAUAGUCGAUAAGGUGCAUUUUUUUCUAAAUAUAUAUUUCUGGCCUUGUUUUUAUUGUUUCUUCACUUGAGCUACAGUAUAUUUAUCGAUGUCUUCAUCCGCUCUUGAUACAAAUUACUACUAUUAAAAUAUAAUGUGUGUGGAUUGCCACAGCUCCAUCUUUCUUGAUAGCACUGAUACAGGCUAAGACAGGAGGUUAUUUUUUCUUUUUUACUUCUACCCUGAACCGAAUGUUGGCUGACUUUGAGCCUCAAGGGUGUAUGGAAGCAGAUUUAAAGGCCUAAACAGUUGUCAACACACUCCCCAAAUGCUUCUCAACAAACAAUGGUAAAAAUAAAAUAGAAAUAAAAUAUAUUAGUGCAUGAAAA